Messenger RNA from Peniophora sp. CBMAI 1063, 1122 nucleotides. The record is from the annotation of a GenBank genome assembly. Lineage: Eukaryota; Fungi; Basidiomycota; Agaricomycetes; Russulales; Peniophoraceae.
AUGGCCGUUGCAAUCCCUCGUAUGCCCGCUCCCAUCUCGUCCUCUGGGUCGCCAUCUAUGGCCUCUUGGUACUCCCAACGGCGCUCGGCGAGCUCCUCCUACUUGCCGCACCCUGCCUGGCCUCAGCAGGCAACCGCCGCAACAACAACGUGGUCAUCCACGGCGCCCGUCCAGUACGGCGGCUCCGAGUUUCUCGUCGAGGCCAACGACUACGCCAACGACUACGCAUCGUCGUCCGAUGACUUUCUCGAGCAGUUCGUCGAGAGUCCGAAGAGCGUCGGUGAGGUUCGAGCGCCCUCGCCCCAGGUCCUCUACUCUCUCCCGGACACCUUCGAUCCGCGUGGUAGUCAAGCGCAGGAGAGUGCUGUCAAGGCCGAGCCGUCUGCGACCGAUGCAUUUGUCUUUGAUAACAGCAACGUAGCACGCGGUCCGGCGCUUACCCAGUUUGGCUCUUGUAGCCAGGUCCCUCUACGCGCGACCCAAGCGAGUAAAGAGAUGCGGGCGUUGAUGGGAGUCUUCCGCAUAAAUCCCUUCGCGUUCCACGGCGGUCCGCCCCCACCAAAUGUUGCUGGUCCGCUCGCGACGCCCGGGAAGCACUUUGAGUGGCAGCUUCCGACAGAGGUUUCGGAAGAACGAGCGCUUCAGGACGCGUAUGAUGCUACACACGAGAUCCAAUCGGCACGGUACGACGUUGGUUCGGAGGCGCAAGAUCCGUCGUACGGGUAUCCACCCAGCACAUUGGCAUCUCGGCGGUCAGCAACACAACUGUCCGGCUACAGCUCUCCGUCGUACAUUGGCAGCUCUUCAGGAUCAUAUCCUCACUCACGGACGUAUCCCUCGCCGUCCGCGAAGGUGGAGUACGGUUACCCGCUGCCGGAACUUGCAAGAGAAGCCCAAGCAUCUUGGACGACAUAUCCUACUCGAGCCAGCGUGGCGUCGUCCGCGGGCGGGUCGCGCCCGGGCACGUCCGGCACAGGGUAUUCCGGCGAGACAUAUCAGGGGGUCCAUGAUACUCACACGGUAGAUGUGUCAUCAGGCCGUUACGUCCCUGCGCACAGGCAAUCGUACGACGAACCGCAGUCAUACUACCAUGCGGGUCAUGGUAGCGGCUCGAUCUAUUAG